UAAAAGAAAAUCCAACAGGGAAAACCUGCGGCUUCUUGCGACCUGACGCCCAAAUCCACAAACUUUUUCAAGUUUGGCUUAAUUUCUGUUUCUCACAGUCCGUCACAUCUGAAGACAGAAGGCUGAGAUGUCUGCCGACCAGAAGGAGGCCAUGAAUAUAUAUUGUGUAACACUCAAUGGACCUGCACCCUGGGGUUUUCGGCUUCAGGGAGGCAAGGACUUCAACACGCCUCUGACCGUGUCCAGGCUGACUCCAGGCGGGAAGGCGGCGCAGGCUGGAGUGGGUGUUGGAGAUUGGGUGGUGUCCAUCUUUGAUGCCAAUGCAGAGGAGAUGACCCAUGUGGAGGCCCAGAACAAGAUUAGAGCUGCCACUGACUCCCUCAAGCUCACUCUGAGCAGAGCUUUUCAUCCAGCUGGAGGAGAGCAGAAGAUGGAAGUUCUUGACAAAGGAGAGAUCUACUAUGAGGAGCUUUACCCUGAGGGGAAGCACGGUCUGCGUCUGGAAGGUCCAGCCUGUUUCAUCCCAAAUGACCGCAGUAAGAAGAGGCUUAUUGAGGACACAGAGGACUGGCAGCCGCGCACUGGCACCACCCAAUCACGCUCCUUCAGGAUCCUGGCGCAGCUCACCGGCACCGACUUCAUGCAGGACCCAGAUGAUGAGAACAUGAAACGGUCCAGGUAAAGAAGUGUGUGUGUGUGUGUGUGUGUGCGUGCGGUUUGACCUUUAGCUGCUCAUUAAGAGAUCACGGUGUUCAGAUCUCUGCGGUGGAGCACUGAAGUCCGCUUUGAUCUGCAUUAUGAGCUGUUGUCUGAUCUGAGUGUCUGCAGUAAAACCUCACACAUCCACUGCAUUUAAUCAGACCCACACACACACACACCUGCAGAAUACUGAUGGCCAGUACAGUCUCACAAAGAGAUCCUGAUGUACAGACUAAAUGAUUAGCCUUUAGGGGAAAUGUUUAUUCUUUUUCAGAAAUUACUCAAGUGAUGUUUAACAGAGCAAGGGCGUUUUUCAUAGGAUUUCCUAUUAUAUUUAUUUUCUCUGAACAGUUUUUUUUAUUUUUUUUUUAGCUUUGCUUGAAUUAAAAAUAAAGGAAAAACUGCUCAGGUCAGUAUUAAUAUAAACUGUUGUCAAUAACUUGCCUAAUUUACCCUAACUUGCCUACAAUUAAGCUAGUUAAACCUUUAAAUUGCUCUAAGCUAAAUAUAAGCGUCUUGAAAAAUAGCUAGUAAAAUAUUAUCCACCAUCAUCAUGGAUAAAAUAAAUAACUUUUAAAAAUGUUGAAAAAAUCAUCUCUCUGCUAAACAUCACUUAUUUCAAAAAUAAUUACAAUUUCAAAGAAGAGCAAAUAAUGUAGUCUUCAAAAGUAAAUCUGAUCAGGUCAUUCUGACUGCUUUAUAGUGUAUUUCUGUAAAUAAUAAUAAUAAUAAAAUUAUUAAUAAUAAUAAUAUUUCCUUCAGAUUAGUCCCUUUUAAUCAGGGUUUGCCACAGUGGAAUGAACUGCCAACUAUUCUGGCAUAUGUUUUACACAGCGGAUGCCCUUCCAGCUGCAACCUAUUACUAGGAAACACCCAUACACACUCAUUCUCUCUCUCGCAUGCACACACACACACACACACACACACACACACACACACACACACACACACACACACACACACAAUUUA
Molecule: messenger RNA, 1668 nt
Organism: Danio aesculapii
Lineage: Eukaryota; Metazoa; Chordata; Actinopteri; Cypriniformes; Danionidae
Product: PDZ and LIM domain protein 7-like
Exons: 8
Coding region: 128-682 (184 amino acids)
Biological process (GO): heart development; muscle structure development; actin cytoskeleton organization
Cellular component (GO): stress fiber; Z disc; filamentous actin
Molecular function (GO): muscle alpha-actinin binding; actin binding
Source: RefSeq, a predicted model, not a curated record